Messenger RNA from Linderina pennispora, 1950 nucleotides. RefSeq lists its product as uncharacterized. NCBI's taxonomy places the organism in Eukaryota, Fungi, Kickxellomycota, Kickxellomycetes, Kickxellales, Kickxellaceae. The coding region runs from base 1 to 1950 and encodes 649 amino acids. The transcript has a single exon. The record is from RefSeq and is a predicted model, not a curated record.
AUGAGCCUGCCACUCAACCUUGACGGACCACCGGCUGGCGGACAGACGCAGACGGGCAACACAGCGAUGAACCCAAUUGCAUAUCACCUAGGACAGGGGGCAGGGAUGUUCUCGGCCGGCACGCUGCCGCCGGGGAUGCUGGCGAACGGGAUCGGACAGGUGGCGCACGGGGCAGCACCGAUGCCCCAGUCACAGCAGCAGUCGACAGCCACGCUCAUGCAGCAGCAGCAUCAGCAGCAUCAGCAGCAGCAACAGCUGCUGGGUUCAGUGAAUGGCGGAUGGGCAUUCCAUGCAGGGGCGGGCGUAGCUCAGCCAGGCAUGGUGCAGCAGCAGAACCCGCUAUUGGCCCAGAUUGCCAUGGCCCAGCAGGGUGAGACGCAGGUCCCGACGGCAGCGAUGAUGGCGGCAGCUGCAGCGUCGGGGCAGCUGCCGUACACACUGAUGGCGCAGCUGCAGCGGCAGCAGCACUUGGCCGACUCCACCGCCCCAGGCACAGUCAGCAGCGCAGCAUCGGCAGCACUCAGCACACCGGCCCUGGCGACCGCUGGGCUGCCGCUAAUGCCUCAGACAGUUCCGGGGGUGCCAGCUGCCAGCCCGGCGCUCAGCACGGCGACGCGCAAGUCCAAGGGGUCGCCACGGAUAAGUAAGCGGGCGCCCAAGGAGUCGAAGCGCAAGGCCGCGGCCAAAAAAGACAGCGAGGCUAUGCCGCCGCCUGCGGGAAAGCGCAGCGUGCCACCAACCACCAAGCGCUCGCGCACCAUGCCAGUGGUCCCUCAGCAGCUGGCGGUUGACACAUCAGCACCGGGUGGUGUGCUGGCCAGCGGAGCCAUGCUGCCGCCCGCCAUGCCCAUGUCGGCGGGCGUUGGCGGGCUGCGUGCGUCGAAUCCGCUGGCGCAGCAGCCGCAGCAAAGCCAGCAGAUUCCGCAGGCGCUGUCCAGGACCAGCAGCCGGCCGCCAGUGGUGCCAAUGGCUCCAGCGCCUAGUCUGCCGCGGCUGACGGCGCAGCAGGUGCUGGGCUCGGGCAUCGAGCGGCUGCUGUCGUUCCACAGCCGACUGUCGGCGGGGGCAGGCACGCAGACCGAGGGGUUCUGGCAGGCGGCCAUCCGCGACCACUUCACGGGCCGAGCCAACAUCCGCAUGGAUCUGGGGCAGCAGGCGUACGACAUGCCGAUUGAGACGGCCGCGCGGUUCUACCACCAGCUGUUCACCGAGGGCAAUGCGACGGCAAUCCACGUGGCCCUGGGCGACGCCAGCGUUCACUUGGUGGACCGCGCAUCGUCCAUAGUGGCCUUCCACGGCGUGCUGGUCACCACCGCCUAUGCCAACGGGCGCCGCGUGGUGGAGACCGGCGACCUGCGCGUGAUCUUCGACCCGGCGUUCAGCAUCCACCUGUGGGCGUUCAGCGCCGCCGACUCGACGAUCCUGCUGCCGCGCAAGCGCCCCAGCGGCGCCGACGACGCGAUGACGCGGUCGGCCGACGCGACCAUCAUGCGCAACCUGGCGUGGCCGCGCGAGCUGCCGCCGCCGCGUCGCCGCAAGUCGGCCCACGGCAAGCAGCCGCCCGACGAGUGCAGUCUGCCGCCGUGCUCCAUGCAGCACCUGGAGAUGGCCAACAUCAUGUACUUGCUGCGCGACCUGGUGGCCCUGCAGAUGCAGUUCCCACACGAGGACAAUGUGCUGGCCAAGUGGGCCGAGAUUGUCGGCCCCGAGCCCUACGUGCCGCCGGCGUCCGCCGCCAAGCUGCCGCUGCCGCCGCUGCCCCAGCAGACCGAGAAAAAGCCCCGCAUCCGCCGCAAGUCCGUCCCGGCCAUAGCCCCGGCCAAGCCGCCAGACUUCCAGCAGUCGUGCAGUCCCAUCCCCGAAACCAUCCCCGUGGUGCCCAUCAAAUCCAAGUCAUCGGUGACGUCGACCGCCACUGCUAGCAGUUCCCGCGCGGCCCCCAAAAAAUAA